AUGUCCGCCGAGCCGGCCCCUGCCUCCGCCGCCCCCGAGCCGGUCCCCGGCCCCGAGCCGCCGACGGGCGGCGGGGCGGCCGUCGAGCACCGGGCGCUGGUGCUGACGGGGUUCGGCAGCUGCGACAAGCUGAAGGUGCAGACGCGGCGCGGCGCUGACCCGCGGCCCGGAGAGGUCUCGGUGAGCGUCCGCGCCUGCGGCCUCAAUUUCGCCGACGUGAUGGCACGGCAGGGCCUGUACGACCGGCUGCCGCCGCCGCCCGUCUGCCCCGGCAUGGAGUGCGCCGGCACCGUCCGCGCCGUCGGCGACGGCGUCCGCGACCGACAGGUUGGCGAUAAGGUAAUGGUCCUGGCUAGGUCAGGGCUCUGGCAAGAAGUCGUGAAUGUGCCGGCCAGUCAGACUUUCCCAAUGCCUGAGGGGAUGAGCUUCGAGGAAGCCGCUGCUCUUCUUGUUAACUACAUCACUGCCUACAUGAUUCUGUUUGACUUUGGAAACCUGAGGCCCAACCAGAGUGUCCUCAUCCACAUGGCUGCAGGUGGUGUGGGAACUGCUGCCAUCCAGCUGUGCAAGACUGUAGAAAACGUCACCAUUUUUGGCACAGCAUCUGCCUCCAAGCACGAUCUACUCAAGGAGAGCGGGGUUUCUCACCCCAUUGACUACCGAACGAUGGAUUACGCUGAGGAGAUCCGGAAAAUCUCUCCUAAAGGUGUUGACAUUGUCCUGGACCCUCUGGGAGGAUCUGAUACAUCCAAAGCUUUUAACCUGUUGAAGCCAAUGGGCAAACUCAUCACCUACGGUGUAGCAAACCUGAUCUCUGGGCAGAAGAGGAACCUCAUGGUUAUGGCCAAAACCUGGUGGAACCAGUUCAGCAUCACUGCCUUGCAGAUCCUACAACAGAACAAGGCUCUGUGUGGCUACCACCUUGGAUAUAUGAUUGAAGAAGCUGAGCUUCUCAACAGCGUUGUAACCAAGCUGGUUAACCUGUACAGUCAAGGCAAAAUCAAGCCCAAAAUAGAUUCUGUAUGGCCCUUUGAUCAGGUGGCAGAGGCUAUGAAGCAGAUGCAAGAAAAGAAGAAUGUUGGAAAAGUCAUCCUGGUCCCUGAAGCACCCAAAAAAGCAGAGAACUAAGGAGAAGAGAUGUAGGCAGAUUAUAAAUUCAUGAUUUAACUCCCUGAUCUUUUUGGGACCUGGAAAUGGACAGAUCAGUAUCUUCCAUCUUUCACCAGUACAAGAACAUCAUGGUUGUCAUUCAGAUGAGGUUUGCAUGCUCUUGUUGUGACUGACCCUUUGCCAGAUAUGCCUCCUGCUCUCUCUUUUGAAGCCUGUUUAUUUCAUACUGUUUUUAACCGCUUGUUUCUCCACUGAAUUUCCAGACUAACCAUAUUUUUCUCUGGCAGUGAGGCUGAAGCCCCCAGGCAGUUGGUGAUUAACUGCUGCACAGCCUGUCACUGUAAAGUCACAGCGCAGUGCACUGUAACAGCUGCCAAGUAUCUGUGCAGAGGCUGAGCCCUGCUGAAGCGUUUGCACUGUCAGCUUUGGGAAGUCUGUUCAGGAGAGGAUUGGCCAAAUGUAGGAUGUUUCCUCCACAGCUGAAGGAAAACCACAGCUGGCCUAGUUUAAUUGGAGCAGGGGCUUCUUUUCUGUUCACACUUACCCGGCUCUAUUCCCUCUGCUUUCUUAGGCCACUAACACAGCCAGAUAGUAACAGCUCAUGUUGGUUUUGCCUUGACCAUCCUGGCAGUUUUUGGAGUCUAUGGCAUAUCAUACUUCAUUUGCAGUCAUGGGCUGGGCUGGGCUGUGUCUGACUACAGAAGAAAAGUUUCAAUUAGGUAACCUGAUCCUGUCCAUUUUCUAUUUCCAAAUUGUAUAGAGAGAUCUGAGCAGUGUCUGAUUCUUAGAGACCAUAAGGACUCAACUGUGUCUCAAGCGACUGAAACAAUUGAUGUUGGCUCUGUGCUUUAUUAUGUUGGGCUCCAAGUUGGUAUUGUUAGGGCUUCACCCUUGUCUUUGUAUUUCCAAGUAUUGAAUUGGACUUCACCGAGAUGGAAACAAUCCCCUGAUAAUGCUUCGUGCCGUGCCCUGUGCACUGAGGAGGUGUUGCAGUUCGGGAAGUAACUUCCAAGAGCCAGUCCUGUGGGCUGGCUGCCCAGUAGCCUGGGCUGGCUGUCCCUGUGGCACACUCUUAAUAAAGCUGUUGCCACGGUAGCAGUUAGAUGAUAAACAGCCCAGCUGUGUGUCAAGCCUCUUGACCUGCACAUUCUGAGCAGUUUUCCAUUUGCUCCUUUAGCUCAUUUGCUGCAGCAGGGCUUGACUCUUCUUCCCCUCAAUCUGUGUCUUGGGGUUCCAGUGCUGAGGGUUUAGGAGCUGCCUGGGAUGCUCCUCCCUGUACCAGAACUGUGUUUCUCUUCUACUUUUCUUUCCUUGUGUGCAUUUGGAAAUGGAGCUCUGCAGAGACCCACGCCCAGCUCUGUGAGCACCCCGAGUCCUGGGUGAUGCUGUCCCUUCCCACUGCACCCUGCUCACAGCCCUGGGCAACUCUGGUGCUGUUGGUGCUUUACUUGUCACGGAUUGUAGGUGUGGCAGGCUUUUGGGCUUCAUUUUGGAUUUGAAAUGGUGAACCCAAGGGCUCCAAGAAGAGCUGCCCAUCAUGGAGGAACUCAUGCUCCAGAAGCAAAACCCCGAGACUAGAAUCCUGCUUAACUAGCCCACAGGGAGGGCCCAGGGCCCAAGGAGGGCAGGAACCCGCUGGGCACAGGGCUGGGCACGCAGCCCCACCACCACCCAAGAGAGCCCACACCACACAGGGCUCGGUUCCUCUCUGGCCUCUCCCUCAGCCCGCUGCAGUGCAACUUGUUCAGGUGCUUGGGCUCAGUCCAGAGUUCUUUAGAAAUGCAAAGGCACAACUUCCAGGGGUCUUGCCCUGGCUAAGUUUAAAUAUUGCAACAACCCUGUUCCCUACAACCUCACAGGAGUGCUGGAGUCCUCUCACAGGUCCUUGUCAGUUCAUCUCUUGAACUUCAUAAACACAGGCUGAUAGAACUCUCAAGCACAACUUUUUACCUUUCUAAAUCCAAAAUCUUGCUGCUUCUUUCAGCCUGCCCUGUCCUACUAAUUUAAAUUGAAUCCAACAGUGUCUAAUGCUGCUUUACCAGGUGUGAAAACAGAAGGACUGCCUAAAUUGCUCAAAUGGAAAAUCUGGACCUGUUCCUCUGAGAAACUGGGCUUCACCUUGAUGGCAGGGCAGCCUGCUCAAAAGGCACAUCUCCUUUGUAAAAGGGAAAGCUGUCGUGGUGUGUUUCACGGUAACAUCCUCUCCCUGCUUUACCCUGAGCCACUCUGGUGCUCAGUGCCUUACGUGGAUGGCCUUGGGUCCGGCAGGGCUCUGCCCCGCUGCCUCCUGUGCGCCACGGGAAACAGCACCUCGGUGCCUUCUGCUGCACGGCUGGGAAGUCACUGGGGCCUUCUCCAUUCUGGCCUUUCCAAGCAUUGCCAAAAGCCCCGUUUUGACUCUUAUUAGCGCUGUUUUGUGAACGCUGGUGAUGUCGUCGGACUUUCUGUGAAUUAGCUGUUCUCUCCCCAGCUGUUGCAGCCUUUCUGGGGCUGACCUGCUGGUUCUGUACCCCCACAGUCCAUGAGACGUGUUGUAAAGCCCUUGUCUCUCCCAGGGCAGCUGUUUGGCUCCAGAGUGAGCCUUGAGUGAGGUUUUAUCAGCUGCUCCAGCCUUGGCUCUUUGGAAACAAUCCUAGCUCCUGGCUCUCUUCAGGCUCACGUGUCUUCUACCUAGAAAUUCCUGAAGCCCUUAUCAAGGCAGGAAUGCCAAGCAGUGACUGCCUGUUCCAGUUCAGCACUGGCUGUUUUGUGUCUUUUGGUAGCAACAGUGUUUUCUACAGGAAGACGAAGAUUAAAUGUAACCUUGCAAUCCUCCACCCCUGCUCAAUGCUCUUCUCAAGGCAGGUAUGGUUGGUGGUGUUUUGGUUUUUUACUUUCCUUUUUUGUGGGCCAGUAAGUAUAGAACCUAUGUAAAACAGCUUCAAGUGUCUUAAUCAAAUUAACCAGCCAGUUUGUACACUAAGGACCAAAGCAAAAAAACCAAAACGAAACCCCAGGAUAAAAAUCAUUCCACUCAAUGUUGCUUGUUUAGGGCAAAGUUGUGCUGCUGAGGAACUGGGAGAUUCCCGUACUUAAUCACGUGUGCCAUUCCAGAAGUGCAAUUUAAUGUUUCUUUUACUGAUUGUCUGACUCUAAGGUUGUGCCAUGAGGAGUCCAAGUGGAAGUGGAAGGAGCUGCUAAGCGGAGGAGGCUCUCACAGCCCUGCCUGCUGCGGGGGGCUCGCUGUGGGUGCCUCUCCUGUCAUUGCUGUAGUGGCCUCCCAGCCUGGUGCUGCUGGCCUUGGACAAAGUGCAGCUCCUUUGCUGUCACCAGGCAGCCGUUGCCACAGUUUUGACUCUUUGGUUCUCUGAAGCUCACUUGUGUUGCAAGCUGACUGCAGGAGGGGAAGGGAGCAGAGGUGGCCACCGCUUGCACAGAGGAGUGUGGCCCCUGCCAAGUGCUCUGGGAAGGAGUUCAGCUCUCUGUUUUGUUUCAGAUACCUGUACUAAGCUAGGAUCGAUUGGCCAGGGAGAAGUAAGAAGCGCUCUGUGUGGGUGAGGCUUCAGCUGGUGCAGAAUCCUGGCCUGCUGACAGCUGCUAUCAUAGGUGUAAAACCACUGUGGUUGCCUGAAGUCUCUGGUGUGCUGAGCCCUCAUGAUGGCAAAGUGUUAUUGGCAAGUAGUACAUGAGCAUGAUGUGAAAUGUGUUAGACUCUGAGUGAGCCUCUUACAGCAUAUGGUCUGGUGUGUACUGUCUGAAUCGUGUUGAUUUGCAGAUUUGUGAUACGAGUGAUGCUCAUCCUACAGACACAUAGCAAAUCUUUUGUUUAAAAAAUAUAUUUCGCUUUGUGCUUUGUAACCAAGUUGGGCAGAAGACAACUGUGCCACUGCUGUUUACAUGACUACAAUGUGUACUGCUCCUCUGUCAAAUGUUUCCAUAUGCCUUAUGUGUUUCAAAUGUUAAUUAAAGCAUAAUAAAACCUUCCACAGUA
Messenger RNA from Hirundo rustica (Barn swallow), 5080 nucleotides. RefSeq names its product vesicle amine transport 1 (gene VAT1). Bases 1 to 1128 code for a protein of 375 amino acids. Gene Ontology annotation, molecular function: oxidoreductase activity; zinc ion binding. The transcript has 6 exons. The record is from RefSeq and is a predicted model, not a curated record. Lineage: Eukaryota; Metazoa; Chordata; Aves; Passeriformes; Hirundinidae.